Messenger RNA from Solanum tuberosum (potato), 1470 nucleotides. RefSeq lists its product as uncharacterized. The transcript has 2 exons. The record is from RefSeq and is a predicted model, not a curated record. Bases 171 to 344 code for a protein of 57 amino acids. Lineage: Eukaryota; Viridiplantae; Streptophyta; Magnoliopsida; Solanales; Solanaceae.
ACCUUGGAGAAGGGGCCAAAUUUCAAACGCAAACCUUUAUAUAAUUCUCCAAAAUCCAAAAACCUCAAAGAAUUAACAAAAUCCUAACUGCUGUAAAACCCUAGAUUCCAUUCAAAUCGAACCCAAAAAAGGUUAAUUGAAGAAGAAAACACAAACAUUUUUGAUCUUCAAUGGGGUUUUUCAGAAGCACAUUUUCGUUUGCUAUGGGUACGGGUUUGGGUAUCUACUUGGCCCAAAACUACAACGUUCCCAAUAUCCAGAAGCUCGUCAACACUGGAGUUGUUAUCGCCAAGCAUUUUGAAGAGAAUUAUCGCAAACCGAAGAAGAGGGAUGAUGAUAAUUAGUACCUGUUCGUUACGGCGUCGUUUGGUCAUUCAUCAGGCAUUUGCUUCUUAGUCCACAGUUAGAUACAAGUCUGAUGAACUUUGGGAAGUUGGAGAACAAUUUGAGGGUGAGCUACUACUGCAGGAGAGGUUGUCCACCUCUUUGCUAUGUGAGCGCCAAUGAUCAAUUUUUUCCAAUUGAUCUGGUGCUGAACUUGGAAGUGACUGUGAACGAAGAAUAUGCAGAACACUCUCUGUUUUCCCCAGAAGUAAGAUGGCAGAGCGGACACCUGCUGCUCUCUCUUCAAUGGUGCCAUGGUGGCAUCGCAUGGAUAUAACUUUAUCAAGGUUGGUAAGACAAGCACCUGUUAUAUCCGCAAUCAUGGUUGACAAUCUGUCAAACAUGGAUUUGCUGUUCUCAAACACUCUGCUAUCAGAACUUUGCAGAAGAGUUUGACACACUCUGUACAUACAGUUGGCUGCCAACAUAUUGGGAGGCCAUGUUGAAGGUGAACCCUUUAAACAAGCAUUUGGAUCUUUCUUUCUGAAUUCGAUGAAUCUCUCCUUUGCUUUCUCAGAGAGUCCUUCAAGCACGCCUUUUGGAUUUUGUCCUUCAGUGGCAGCUUUACGGAGAUCGACGUCCAGCCACUUGUAACAUAAGUCAACUUCUACCCACACUAACUCUGCUGCCUUCCUGAUGUAUACUAGGUCAUUUCUGCUAUCCAGGUUCUCUUCAACAAGUUUGAUGUACAUGAAACCUUCAUACACACUCCUUAUUAAUUCCUCAAUUAAGUGGAAAUCAAUGUCUGGAAGUGCAAUUGCAAUGCUUGUCAGUGUCACUAUAGGAAGAGCCCAGCAAUUAGGAGGUUCUUCCGUGUCUAAAGAAGGAAUUUUAGCAUGGUCAAAUUCGUGCACUCCCCUGAAUCCAGGUGAUGACUUCACUUUCUCCAAAAAUUGUAUUAGAUGUUUAGGCUGCUCCUUUUUCCCCAUCCCUAUCCAUUUGUCCACCACAUCACUGUUGCUUUGCAUCAUCAAAUCAAUUAAUACUUCCUCUCCUUCGAGGUGUAAAACAUAGUGGCUAAGAUCUGGCUUUAGACUAGCUUGUGACUCUAUAUCAUGACUCCACACCACAUUUUUGCAUUUCAGC